AUGUCGGAACGUAAGGUGCUUACCAAAUACUACCCUCCGGACUUUGACCCGUCCAAGAUGGUCAGGCAGAGGGGGCCGAAGAAGACGGGCCCCCUCUUGCAAACCGUCCGCCUUAUGGCCCCUUACAGUAUGAAGUGUACCGCAUGUGGCGAGUUCAUCUACAAGGGCAGAAAGUUCAACGCGCGCAAAGAGACCACCGACGAGAAAUACUACGCCAUCACGAUUUACCGCUUCUACAUCAAGUGCACCAGAUGUUCUCAGGAAAUCACAUUCAAGACUGAUCCCAAGAAUAUGGACUACGAAGCUGAAAAGGGCGCCAAACGUAACUUCGAACCUUGGAGGGAAGCUAAGCUUGCAGAGGAGACCGAGGAAGAAAGACUGGACAGACUGGAGCGCGAAGAGGCCGAGCGCGACGCCAUGAAAGAACUGGAAACCAAGACUCUGGACGCCAAGACCGAAAUGCAAAUCGCCGAUGCUCUGGACGAGAUCCGUACCCGCAACGCCAGGAACGAACGCACAGCCAAGGAAGGAGCAGAGGUGACUGUGGUGGACAAGGUCGAUGACGAAAGAGAAAGACAGGAGGCAGAAGAUGCAGAAGCAGCAAGACUGGCAUUCUUGGCAGGCACAGGAGAGAAGGUGCGAAGACUGGUGGAAGAUCCUGAAGAAGAGGAAGGGACUGGUACCGCUUCUGCAUCUACUACUGCUACAAGUACAAGCAUACCCAUGGGACCGCCACCCGUGCCAACCUUCGCCCGCAAACCAAAGAAGAAGACAGACUUUGGCGCAAGACUCGGCAUCAAGAAGAAAUCACUCGUCUGA
Molecule: messenger RNA, 819 nt
Organism: Aureobasidium pullulans EXF-150
Lineage: Eukaryota; Fungi; Ascomycota; Dothideomycetes; Dothideales; Saccotheciaceae
Product: DUF572-domain-containing protein
Exons: 2
Coding region: 1-819 (272 amino acids)
Biological process (GO): mRNA splicing, via spliceosome
Cellular component (GO): U2-type catalytic step 1 spliceosome
Source: RefSeq, a predicted model, not a curated record